Cladocopium goreaui is the source of this 835-nucleotide messenger RNA. Lineage: Eukaryota; Dinophyceae; Suessiales; Symbiodiniaceae. The record is from the annotation of a GenBank genome assembly.
AAACUUCGUUGAUUAGUUUGUGCUGCGGAUGGGCGUUUUCACAUUGGAAAUUGUUCUGCAGAAUCUUGAGGGUCCAAAGACGGUGGGAAGAUGGUCUUCCAAAGGGGAGAAGAAGACCUUGGCGCUACGUCUCUCCAACCUGGCUCCUGUGCUUCUGGAGGCGUCCCUUUCCGGGGAGUUUCAUGGCCGGGGGAAGGCGCUAGUCUUCGACUUGCCUGCAGAGCUGCAAAGUGGAGAAGCGCCCUUGCCGUUAUGGAUCAUGCUGUUGCUGCUGGCACCUGGUGCGCCUGAGGACGCCAAUAGGUGCGCGACCUUAGUGGCCUCCAGCUGUAUCGACUUGCGAUAUGAAGUCAUGGAUGCCUUGAAUCGGCAAGCCGACUUGAGUGCCUCUCCGGUGCCCUUCUUCCGCCGAUGUCGCUUCGGGACAGGGCGAGUUACGGGGGACUUGGGCGAGGACCCCCCAAAUAUGUCCACUUGGAACGCCACGACAUCGCAUCCGCCGCCGGCCACCUUGGGCUUCCAGACCUUGGACGCGGCGGACCAUGGCUGCCAGAAGAUUGAUCCCCCCAACAUGGUGGUCUCAGUGGCGGAGCUUGGUGGCGCCAUGGUGCGUGAGGGCAAGAGUUUGAGCUCCCGCCUCGUGGCCCGACUGGGUGUAGGAGCUGUUGUGUCUGAGCUGGAACGGGCUGGAGAGCGCUUGCGUUUCAAGAAGGUCUCAGGCAGCGGCCCUGAGAGCGGAUGGGUCAGUCUGGCAGCUCAGAUCCGGAGGCGCUCGGCUGCUGGAACCCUGCGCCGCAUCAAAGGCACCGAAAUUUGCGCGGCCUGUGGCUGGUAA